Molecule: messenger RNA, 819 nt
Organism: Rhipicephalus microplus (southern cattle tick)
Lineage: Eukaryota; Metazoa; Arthropoda; Arachnida; Ixodida; Ixodidae
Biological process (GO): symbiont-mediated perturbation of host defenses
Molecular function (GO): amine binding
Source: RefSeq, a predicted model, not a curated record
AUACAAUUUUCCGUAUGCUGAUAGGCUGCUAGAAGCACUCGUUUUCCUUUGAGACGCCUCGCAUGACAAAACGUCGCAACGGUAUGCAGACAGUCGCUCUGUGAGUGCAUUCAUGUGCUGCUUCGUCCACCGAGUCUUGACCUUGUUUCGAAACCAAAAAAGCACCGCUAUCAGCGAAACAAAAGUUGUGUUACCAUCAUGGUCACUAAGAUUCUUUCCACAUCUGUUUUCGUUGCCGCCAGCUACUUAGCCCACGCUUCUUUAUCUAACUUUCCCGAGCUGAAAACAUACUUGUCGGAGCAUCAAGACAGCAUGAAGGCACACCGGCAAUUUCCAAUUUUUUGCGCUCUAUCAACGCUCAUACCAGUUUGACCCUGGCUUUGAUACUGAUGGAGAUUGCAUUUACGGCCGUAAUUUUGAGUGCUACCCCGAAGAAUCAUACUGCAUGGGAUUCGUUCUGCAUCGGCGCCCGUCAGCGAACAAACAGAUCAACAGGACACUUUACCUGAUUACGGAGACCACCGAAGGUUACGAGAAGGCAAAUGCCUACACACCAUCUCAAAUAAGCGUGAAAACGCUUCCCCUUCAAUAUAUCUUCCUGGCGGCCGAAUACGACAAUUGCGACAUCGUGCGCGUGCCACACAUGUCCAAUGGUUGUGAAGUCUGGGUUCAAUUAGACAAGAUCAACGAAGUCAGCAGCUUGUGCUUGUUCAUCUACGACCUGCUUUGCGGCCCAGAAAAGUACAAGACCUACGAUCCAGAAGCUUGUCGGAAUGUAACAGUCACUUAAUAAAAUCACAACGGAGUGCCUUUUCGAAA